AUGGAUGGAAACGCGAAGUAUUACGAGGGCUGCGGGCAAGAAGGGCCCAUUCGUUGUAUAUUUUUGUGUGAAUUCCAUCCUACAGCUGGACCCAAGAUAACGUGCCAAGUACCUGAAAACUAUAUUUCAAAAGAUAUUUUCGAUACCGUGAGCCAUUAUAUUAUACCAAAAGUGCAACUGCAGAGAUGUACUUUGACUGUAACUCUCCUUGGCUCCAAGAUCCUUGGCUUCCCUGUGAGAAUUGACAAUAAGAAAUAUGCAAGGAAUGCAUACUAUUUUAAUCUAUGCUUUGUAUGUGAUGCAUGGGCAAGAACAGUACAUCUUGAACCCUUGGUGAAGAAACUUACGGAAUACCUUUUAUCAAUGGAGUUAGAGACCGAAUGGCUAUCAAAACAGUCCAAGUCUGGUGAUGCUAAGGAUCUUGGUGGGUUGAUGAGGCAAGUUAUGCAAGAUAUAAACAGCAAAAGAAUGUGCACUUUGACAGUUGGCACGACAACCACGCACCUGACAGUGGUUAGGGUCAACAGUGACCCGGCGCCGGUGAAGGACCACCAAGUGCCGGUGUUCCUCUACAGCCGACAGUCCUUCGUUGCCGACCAGUGGGACUUGACUACCAACCAGAUUCUACCGUACAUCGAUGGAUUUAACCACGUAUCGAAGAUCGCGGCCCUGAGCGACGUGGAAGUGAGCCUCGUGCGCGCAUGCGUACAGAAUCUCGUUUACUACGGCGUCGUGACGAUCGUGCCGAUCUUCCAGUAUUGCGCUGUCUAUAGUGCUACACCUAAACUUCGGCAGCUGACUAGGUGUGCAGGUCUCCAGCGUCAAUGCGUGGAGUUUUGUGCCCGAUCCCCUCGGCAGCUGCCGAAGGUUAGCGACCUGUUCCGCAUGUACGCGGGCAUGUCGUACGGCAGCACGGUGCGCGACCUGUGCCUGCGCCUGCGCCCGCAGGAGCUCGCCAUCAACGAGCGCAAGCUCGUGUUGUUCGGCGUGCUCGAGGGACUCAUACGGAGGGUCUACAAGUAUCCAAUAACGCUCAACAACGACGACAACUCAUCAGUACGGUCGGACCACAACCAAAACAUGGUCCGGACGUACAACGGUCUGGUCUGUCUGGACGAGCUCUGUUGCCAAGGCGGUCUCUCCGCCAGCCAAUUAGAGGAGCAGCUAGAACGGGACAACAAAGUUGUGUUCAUAGUCAAGUGA
Molecule: messenger RNA, 1203 nt
Organism: Parnassius mnemosyne (clouded apollo)
Lineage: Eukaryota; Metazoa; Arthropoda; Insecta; Lepidoptera; Papilionidae
Source: the annotation of a GenBank genome assembly